CGCCAUUUUUACUGUGGGCAGGCUGACAGAUAUACACACACCGCUUUAUCUAGGUGAUUUAAAGACUUCUGCAACUUCACUCAGCUGAUUUUUGCGAACAGUAUAAAUCCGAAACGAUGUCUUAUCGGAUGUGUGGGUGGAUUUUCGGGAGCUACUCCUAUUUUGGAAUGAGAGGCCUGACCAACCACCAUCUGUCCUGCUGUGUCAACACGUUGCUGCAGACACUCUCUGCUACCUGGGAAAUGGCAGAGCUACUGGAAAAGUGGGACACGGCGGGUCGGAGAGCUGCCAGUGAUAAUGUCCCUCUGCAGCUGAAGAGAGUCCUGGCGGCCAUGAGGGGAGACUCCCCUCAGCCCGCUCCACACCGUGACUUCCUCCACUGUCUGCACGCAAACAACAUCCGGCUGAAUAAGCAGCACGAUGCAGACGAGGUGUUCCUCUUCAUCCUGAACUCCAUCCAGAAGCAGAUGGACGACGCGGUUCUGGCUCUGGAAAUCCAGGACCUGUACAGGAUUCCGGUGGAGAAUGUGCUGCGGUGUUUGGAGUGCUCCUCCGUCCAGACUCGAACCAGCUACCUGCUCAGCCUGCCGCUGCACAUCAAGGACGACCACAAGUCUCUGGAAGAUUGCCUGAAAUCCUUCUUUGAGCAUCAGGAGCUGAAGGGCCAAAACUGUUGCUUCUGUGCACAGUGUGAAAGAAAGACUCCCUCCAAACAGGGCCUGCAGCUGCUCUCGCUGCCUCGCGUCUUGUGCGUCCACCUGAAGCGAUUUCGGAACACGCGAGGCGACCUGCACAAACUCAACUGCAAGCUGACUUUUCCUGAAACCUUUGACUUCUCAGAGGCUGUGAGCGACGCCCUGGCCGCUACCUUCACCCAGGACGAGCGCAGCUACGUUUUGUACGCAGUGGUCGUGCACUCUGGAGCCACAUCAUGUGGCCACUACACGGCGUACGUCCGUCACAGUGGGGACAACAGCUGGUAUUAUGCGGACGACAGUCACGUACAAAAGGCCUCAUGGGAGGAGGUGCAGACAACAUAUGGAGGGAAAAACAGUAACACAGCUUACAUGUUGAUGUACAGAAGACUCUCAGAGCAGGUCGAACAUCCGGAGGUUUCUGGCUGAGCGGGUGGAUGCGAAGCCAUCAGGAGACGGAAUUCAACAUAGGAA
This is a messenger RNA of Salarias fasciatus (jewelled blenny), 1169 nucleotides long. Its product is annotated as ubl carboxyl-terminal hydrolase 18-like. Gene Ontology annotation, biological process: protein deubiquitination. Lineage: Eukaryota; Metazoa; Chordata; Actinopteri; Blenniiformes; Blenniidae. Gene Ontology annotation, molecular function: cysteine-type deubiquitinase activity. Gene Ontology annotation, cellular component: cytosol; nucleus. The transcript is spliced from 10 exons. The record is from RefSeq and is a predicted model, not a curated record. The coding region runs from base 117 to 1124 and encodes 335 amino acids.